Molecule: messenger RNA, 1225 nt
Organism: Aphanomyces invadans
Lineage: Eukaryota; Oomycota; Saprolegniomycetes; Saprolegniales; Verrucalvaceae
Exons: 1
Coding region: 65-1081 (338 amino acids)
Biological process (GO): zinc ion transmembrane transport
Cellular component (GO): plasma membrane
Molecular function (GO): zinc ion transmembrane transporter activity
Source: RefSeq, a predicted model, not a curated record
CGGCGUCCAAGAUUAGACCGAGAGAACAACAAGGGACGAUCCAUUCACUCUGGAACUCGCCGCCAUGGAUGCACCGUCAGUACUUCAAGUCCCGGCAUGCGGCGCCGUGGAAACCCGCCCUGACGACUAUGCAACGGGUGAUCACAUCGUUGCGGUCUUUGUCAUUCUCGGAGUAUCCCUCGCUGGCGCGCUAUUGCCUGUCCUUGCGGCGCGCGUGUCCUUCUUCCGAAAGCUCAUGCCGUACGUUCGUCUUUUAAAUUCCCUCGGUGUCGGCAUUAUCAUUGCGACGUCCCUGGUGCACAUGCUCCCACCCGGCCUUGAAGCACUCAACGACCCUUGCCUCAACUUGAACUACUCCGGUCUCGCCAUCGUGCUAUUGGUCGUCACAAUGUUGAGCAUGCAAAUCAUGGAGACCGAGAUGGUCGUGUGGUUGUCGCCCAAGGAAAAGCUCACGGAUCUGAACAGCUCGGAUUUUGAGGGACCGAUUCUGUCCCCCGAGCCCCAUUCGCCGUCGUGCCAGCUUUCGUUCCAGGACAACGGCAACCAUAACCACCACCACCACCACCACCACCAUGGAGACAUCGUGGAUAGAAGUCCUCUUGCCAAGAAACUCAACGUGAUCCUUUUCGAAUGCAGCGUUGCGGUGCACUCCAUCAUCAUCGGGAUUGAAAUGGGCGUCGCGUCUGGUGACACGUUCCACACACUUCUCACAGCUAUCAGCUUCCACCAAUUUUUUGAAGGCGUGGCAGUUGGCUCGUCCUCGCAAGGUGCAUUCACACAGCUCAAAACGUCAGUGUUUGUUGCGCUCGGGUUCGCCAGUUCCACGCCUUGCGGGAUCUUCAUUGGUAUACUCAUUUCGGGAUCGUACACACCAACUUCGACAGCAGCGCUUUGGGUCCGAGGCAUCCUGCAUUCCGUCGCUGCGGGCAUUUUGCUGUACAUGGGAGUUGUUGAACUCCUGACGUACCAGUUCACAGUGAACGCCGACUUCCAUGCCAAGACACGCCGAGAUCGCUGGACACAUUACAUGUGCAUCCUCCUCGGCGCGGGCGUGAUGGCUGCGAUCGGAUACUGGGCCUAAGACGGUCGCGCCUUUUGUUGUACCGCUUUAGUGGAUCGAGAUGCGUGUCAGCUUUGUAUGACAGUUUCAAAUUUCUUCAAAAUUGAUGUAUAUUUUCACCACCUUUCAACAAAAGCAGGACCAUUUCUGUAAUAAUUUCGCAAA